AUGGCCACAGUGAAGGAGAGAGCUGCCGCGCUGAAUUUGUCUGGAAAACUGUGUCUGCGUUCUCCAGGUCAUGGCAUGGUCCAUAAGCCAUUCCAGGCCUCUCCUAUAUGGAGCAGCAUCAUUGCCAACCUCAAAAUGUCAGUAAAGGUGAAGCGAAGGCGCUUUCACCUGAAGUCGCAUAAUGACUGCUUUCUGGGGUCAGAUGCAGUGGAUGUGGUGUUGGACCAUAUAGUCCAGAGCAAGUUCUUUGAAGGUGCUGACAUCUCACGGGACAAGGUGGUGCGUGUUUGUCAGGCCCUCCUGGACUGUAAGGUGUUUGAGACAGUUGGAGCAAAGGUCUUUGGUAAAGAUAAGAGGCAAGAUGUUUUCCAGGACAGCAAAGGUUACCUCUACAGGUUUCUGAACACACAAAUGCCUUCUAUGGAUGAACUUGAAAAAGGAAUCCUUUCUCCUGGUAUUCAAAGCACCUUUUGCAGUGCUUCUUGCAGGUGGCAAGAGGAGCAACUCUAUUCACAUGGUACACCUCUGAGAUCCAACCAACUGUUGGAAACUGUCCUGGGAAACCUGAGUCUGAGUCCAAGCAAAGCACACAUUGAUUCUCCAUUACCACAGACCCUGGUUGAUGAAGUGUGGCGUGAGGAGACGAUGCUGAGACUGCUGCAGCUGGUAGAGCUCCCUAUGUUGGACAAUCUGUUGGAAGGUGGAGAGGCCUCUCCCCGUCGCAUGGCACAGAGGGACCCAGACUUGAUUUACACCAGCAACUACCUGGACCGUGAGAUCCUGAGGGCCUUCAAGGACUCACAGGAGGAUGAUUGGCUUACAGCAGCAUUGGACUGUCUGGAGUUCCUGCCUGACCAGCAGGUGGUGGAGGUGAGCCGUGAUCUGCCCAGGUGUCCAGACGUAGUGGGUCAGUGCAAACUUCUGCUGUAUGAAACAUUGGUGAAAUACUAUGGCCAGCCCGACCGCUCACCCCUGCUCGCCAACCACAUGUCCGACUUCUACACUGGGGUUACUGAAUUACUAGUGAAUGCAAAGUUUGAUAAAGCUCUUGAGGCACUGCAGUUGUGUUUGAAGCUUCUGCACCCUCGUAAGCGGGAGGAACUGCGCACAUUGUUGAGCUUCAUGGCUAUGGCUGCAGACCCACUGGAAAUCAAGCUGGACAAAGAGAUUGAGAACAAAAUGGUUGUGAAGAUGGCUUUUUCCAGAGCCAUCAUCCACAGCAAAUCUCUAGCCAAAGAGAAAGUGGACCUCCUGGUGCUGUUCAUGCUGGACAACCGCCAUUACAUUUUUAAGAUACCAGGAUCUUUGCACAAGCUGGUCAGUGACAAACUUGCCAGAGUUGUGCAAGGGGAACAACCAGAUGUGACAGGGUCCACGUUCUGUCAGCAAGUCUCAACAAAGGCUUAUACUGACUGUACUCAAAGAACAACACAUGAAGCGCUGUUGGUGUUACUGAGGAAUAUUAAUGAAGACCCAAAGCACUCUGCCAAAGAGAGGAAACGGCUCCUCAGGCAAUUUUACCAAGGCCACCCAGAAAUAUUUGUUCAGUAUUUUGGGGAUUCUGUGUCUGCUGUCGGUGUGUAG
Molecule: messenger RNA, 1584 nt
Organism: Salvelinus namaycush (lake trout)
Lineage: Eukaryota; Metazoa; Chordata; Actinopteri; Salmoniformes; Salmonidae
Product: DEP domain-containing protein 7-like
Exons: 10
Coding region: 1-1584 (527 amino acids)
Biological process (GO): intracellular signal transduction
Source: RefSeq, a predicted model, not a curated record